Messenger RNA from Auxenochlorella protothecoides, 993 nucleotides. RefSeq names its product 26S proteasome non-ATPase regulatory subunit 6-like protein. Lineage: Eukaryota; Viridiplantae; Chlorophyta; Trebouxiophyceae; Chlorellales; Chlorellaceae. The coding region runs from base 1 to 993 and encodes 330 amino acids. The transcript has 10 exons. The record is from RefSeq and is a predicted model, not a curated record. Gene Ontology annotation, biological process: proteasome-mediated ubiquitin-dependent protein catabolic process.
AUGGCCGGGACGGACGAUGUACCGGUACCACAAGACUAUAAACUGGACUUGUUGAGGAAGAAAUAUUUGCUUCAAACCCACGCGGAGGGGGCAGACGAGGCCGUGCUGCGGUACGACAUCGAGUACCAGAUCACUGCCCAUGAUGCGGGAGCCCUGUACGCCCAUGUCUGCAAGGAGCUGCAGUGGGAGGAGAGCGCGGGUCGGCUGGUGGGCCUGCAGGCCGCCGCCGCCGCCAAGCUUUCGGGCCUGGACGCCGCCGUCGCCGCCGCAGAGGAGACGGAGGGCGAGAUGGAGCUGCGCGCGGCGCUGGUGGCCAAGGCCGACGCGGCGGGGGGCGACUGGGAGCGCCGGAACAAGCUCAAGGUCUACGAGGCCGUGGAGGCCAUGGCCACGCGCAGAUUCGACGUGGCGGCCAAGCUCCUGCUCGACUGCAUCGCCACCUUCUCUGCGACGGAGGUGAUGAGCUACGAGCAGUGCGUCUUCUACACCGUCCUCACCGCCGUGCUCACCCUGGACCGGCCCAGCCUGAAGGCCAAGGUCAUCUCCUCCCCCGAGGUCCUGUCUGUAAUCGACACCAUCCCGCACCUGAGCUCCUUCCUCAAUGCCCUGCACGACUGCAAGUAUGCCGAAUUCUUCCGGGCGUUCUCGGGGCUGCUGGAAUCGGUCCGCACCGACCCGUACCUGCACCCUCACUACCGCUUCUUCAUGCGCGAGGUCCGGGCCAAGGCCUACAGCCAGUUCCUGGAGUCCUACAAGUCGGUGACCCUGGACAGCAUGGCGCGUGCCUUUGGAGUUUCGUCAGAGUUCAUCGACGAGGAGCUGGCAAACUUCAUUGUGAGGGGCCAGGUGGCGGCCCGCAUCGACCGCGUCGCUGGCGUCGUGCAGACCACACGGCCGGAUGCCAAGAAUGGACUGUACCAGCAGACCAUCAAGCGUGGCGACGCUGUGCUGAGCCGGAUGCAGAACCUGAGCAAGAUCAUUGAUGUGGACUAG